Bombyx mori (domestic silkworm) is the source of this 809-nucleotide messenger RNA. It is a transcript of the gene PolE4, whose product is annotated as DNA polymerase epsilon subunit 4. The transcript has 2 exons. The record is from RefSeq and is a predicted model, not a curated record. Gene Ontology annotation, cellular component: nucleus; epsilon DNA polymerase complex. Gene Ontology annotation, molecular function: protein heterodimerization activity. Gene Ontology annotation, biological process: DNA-templated DNA replication. NCBI's taxonomy places the organism in Eukaryota, Metazoa, Arthropoda, Insecta, Lepidoptera, Bombycidae. Bases 310 to 747 code for a protein of 145 amino acids.
UCAAAAACUGACAACACAGUAAACGUCAGUUUACUUCGUCUAAUAAAAAAUCCGACUAUAUGUUUGGUUUUUUAAUUUUUAAAUAAAUAAACUUAGAUAUUUAAAUAGAAACUUAUUGCAAACAUAAUUUUCUUUGACUGAUACAGUAAAUUAAGUUAUUAAAUAAAUUAUUUUACUCUGCGAUUGCCAAAUAUUACACUUAGUGCAUAUUAUUCUUUAUGUUCUAACUGUAAGAUUUUAUUAGCACGUAAAUUUUGGAAUAAAAUAUUUACUUUUUAAAGUACAUAUAAACUUUCAUCUUUAAAAAAUAUGUCUGAAGAAGAAUGCCACGAAGAUGUCGACAUUUCAGAUAUUACAGAGCAUUCGGAAUCAUAUCUAGAAAAUGAACAUCUAAAAUUUGCACUGACGGAGGCUACAGAAGCAGAUAAUAACAAACUAGAAUUUGAACUAAACUCUGAGGAACAAGUACAUGAGAAGAAACAGAAAACUGAAGUUAUAAGAUCUACAAAGCUUCCUAUAGCGAGAAUUAAAAACAUUAUGAAAAUGGACCCAGAUGUAAAUAUUGUAUCUAGCGAUGCUGUAUUUUUGGUUACUAAAGCGACAGAAAUGUUUCUAGAAACAAUAGUGAAAGAAACUUAUGCAUUUACAUCAUCAAAUAAACGGAAGGUUAUAUCAAAGAAAGAUUUGGAACUUGUAAUAGAUAAAGUUGAUUGUUUGUGCUUUUUAGAAGGUGCUAUGGACUUCUAGAUUUUAUAAGAAAUAUCUUAUAAUUCAUUAGUUAUUAAAUAAAUUAUAUAAAUAUUUUAAAA